GGGAGCCUUGCAGGCGCGGAGCCGUUAGCGCAGUUGGCGGCGGCGGCGGUCGGCGACGGCACAGCGCUCAGCGCACACGGGGCCCCAGCAGCAGCUGUAGCCGAGGCGCCCUGCGGUCCCGGCCCCGGCGCGGCCACCCUCGCUCUCUCGGCCUCCCUGCCUCGCUCGCACCAUGGCUGAUCAGCUGACCGAAGAGCAGAUUGCUGAAUUCAAGGAAGCUUUCUCCCUAUUUGACAAAGAUGGUGAUGGCACCAUCACAACCAAGGAACUCGGAACCGUCAUGAGGUCGUUGGGCCAGAACCCGACAGAAGCCGAAUUGCAGGACAUGAUUAACGAGGUGGACGCCGAUGGUAAUGGCACCAUUGACUUCCCAGAAUUUUUGACUAUGAUGGCUAGAAAAAUGAAAGACACCGACAGUGAAGAAGAGAUCCGCGAGGCAUUCCGAGUCUUUGAUAAGGAUGGCAACGGUUACAUCAGCGCUGCAGAGCUCCGCCACGUCAUGACAAACCUGGGAGAGAAACUGACAGAUGAGGAAGUCGACGAGAUGAUCAGAGAAGCUGACAUCGAUGGAGACGGACAAGUCAACUACGAAGAAUUCGUACAGAUGAUGACUGCAAAAUGAAGACCUACUUUCAACUCCUUUUUCCCCCCUCUAGAAGAAUCAAAUUGAAUCUUUUACUUACCUCUUGCAAAAAAAAAAAAAAAGUUCAUUUACUCAUUCUGUUUCUAUAUAGCAAAACUGAAUGUCAAAAGUACCUUCUGUCCACACACACACAAUCUGCAUGUACCGGUUGGUGGUCCUGUCCCCUAAAGACCAAGCUACACAUCAGUUUUCCGAUAUAAAUACUUGUCCUACCUUAACAAUAAGGAAGCACUUCGUGGACUCCUGGCAGGUCCAUCUGCUCGUGAUUAGUAACACUGUUUGGGCUGGCCAGUUUUUCAUGCAUGCGGCUUGACAAUUGAGCACAGUCAGGCGUUUGUAUUAAAAAUGAAAAAGUGAAAAAAACAAAUUCAAAACCUACUCAGAGGGGUUCUAGUUCAAAUUGUUAGUAUAAAUUGUUGUAGCUGGUGUACUGAGAAGAGGCAUUUAAAAUUGGUUCGCCUCAGGAUGCCGUGUGGGCAACUGUCCAGGCGGAGCUCCCCUGCUGCAGGGCUGGCCUCUCUAACGCCCCCCGGCGACCGUGACGCACGCUGGCGGCGUGCCUGUCUGUGUCUGCAGCGUUGUCCGCGUUGUGCUGAGUGGAAUGGGUGUCAGGCUAUCACCAUUCAUACAAAUUUUUAAAAAGAAACUUUUAUCAAGGGAGCAUCUUUGGACUCUCUGUUUUUAAAACCUUCCGAACCAUGACUUGGAGCCGGCAGAGUAGGCUGUGGCUGUGGACUUCAGCACAACCAUCAACAUUGCUGUUCAAGAAAUUUACAAUUUACGUCCAUUCUAAGUUGUAAAUGCUAGUCUUUUUUUUUUUUUUUUCCAAUAAAAAGACCAUUAACUUAAA
Budorcas taxicolor (takin) is the source of this 1493-nucleotide messenger RNA. RefSeq names its product calmodulin 1 (gene CALM1). Lineage: Eukaryota; Metazoa; Chordata; Mammalia; Artiodactyla; Bovidae. The transcript is spliced from 6 exons. The coding region runs from base 173 to 622 and encodes 149 amino acids. Gene Ontology annotation, molecular function: calcium ion binding. The record is from RefSeq and is a predicted model, not a curated record.